GCGGCGGCGGCGGCGGCGGCAGUAGCGACCGCGGGCAGACCAGCGGCGGCAGGGCCGGCGGGCGCCGGGGACCGAACUGCACAGCUCAGCAAAAGCGCCCCAGCCCUCGGCGCGCCGCCUCCUGCGAGCCCAGCCGGGCAACAUUUUGUAACCCUCCAAUCCAUCCUUUGGAGAAAAGGGAAAAAAAUAGCAUUGAACGGAGAGAUGGGGAAAUCUAUAUAAUAUAUGUGUACAUAUGCAUAUUUAUGUAUAUGUACACAUAUAUAUAUUAUAUUUGGUUCCUGCUAAAAUUAGCCGGGCUCGCCGAGCGCCUGUGUGCGAGUGUGUGCGAGUGUGUGCGUGCGGGCGUGUGUGUGAAUGUGAUUACUCCAGGACUCCUCGGGCUCCGGAGACGCCAUUUUCCCCCUUGAUAUCUUUCUCCGUAAAUCGGUGGCGCGGCGGAGGCGGCCGCGGCGGGCGGGAAGCGCGGGGCUGGCCGGGGCGCUCGCCGCCGCCUGCGCGCCCGGGGGCCCCGGCGCCCCCCGAGCGAGGGCGGCCCGCCCCGCGCGUCGCCGUUUGACAGAUGCUCGUCGCUAUGGAGUUGCCGCAGCAGCACCUUUGGGGGCUCGGACGAGCGACCGGAGGCGGAAUCUGAGCGAGCGCCCAGGCCAGCGGAGCCGGAGCCGCCGGGACAUGGAUCUGAUCUCUCCUGAGCAUCUCACCACAUCUCCAUUCUUGGGACGUUGAAUCCAGCAGUUGGACUACUUUGUUCUUGGAAUUUUGGGUGUCUUCUCUUUCGACCUUUUCCACUUCCCUUCAUCCCUUCCCCCUCCCAAGAACUCCUGAAGACUGUGGGAUUACCAUGGAGUCCAGGGAAAUUUUAAGCAGCUCCAGGCAAAGAGGGAGCGAGUCAGAAUUCCUUCCAGGCUCCUCAUCCAAGUCCCCAGCCGCCCCUGGCUGUUCAGGAGAGCCCUUGAAAGGCAUCUCCGUGGGUGGAGAACGCAUGGAACCAGAAGAGGAGGAUGAAUUGGGCUCAGGACGAGAUGUGGAUUGCAACUCUAAUGCAGACAGUGAGAAAUGGGUGGCUGGAGAUGGCUUGGAAGAACAGGAGUUCUCCAUCAAAGAGGCCAACUUCACUGAGGGGAGUUUGAAGCUGAAGAUUCAGACCACAAAGCGGGCUAAGAAACCCCCCAAAAACCUGGAGAACUAUAUAUGCCCCCCUGAGAUCAAGAUCACCAUAAAGCAGUCUGGGGACCAGAAGGUGUCCCGUGCUGGGAAAAAUAGCAAAGCUACAAAAGAAGAAGAAAGAAACCACUCCAAAAAGAAGCUCCUCACAGCCAGUGACCUUGCAGCCAGUGACCUCAAAGGAUUUCAGACACAGGCUUAUGAGAGGCCCCAGAAACACUCAACACUUCAUUAUGACUCAGGCCUCUCACAGGGCUUCACCAGUGACACCUUAAAACCAAAGCACCAGCAAAAAAGCAGCAGCCAGAACCACAUGGACUGGUCCACCAACUCUGACAGUGGGCCCACCACUCAGAAUUGCUUCAUCAGUCCAGAGUCUGGCAGAGACAUUGCAAGCACCAGCAAGAUCCCAGCUCUUGAACCCGUGGCUUCCUUUGCAAAGGCCCAGAGCAAGAAAGGCAAUACAGGGAGUCCCUGGAGUCAGUUGUCCAGCAGCAGCAAAGAUCUUCUCUUGGGAAAUGUGGUACCCUCCCCCAGCAACCACAGCUCCCCAGCGCCCACUAGCAACUCAGCUGAGGGCAACGGACUCCAGCCAUUGGGAGAUCAAGAUGGAGGAGGUACCAAGGAGCUCCCAGAACCACCCACUGUAGGUAGCAAGAAGAAGUCCAGUAAAAAAGAUGUGAUCAGUCAGACCAUACCAAACUCAGAUUUGGAUUGGGUCAAAAGUGCCCAGAAAGCAUUUGAAAACACAGAAGGGAAAAGAGAGGGUUACUCUGCAGAUAGUGCUCAAGAGGCUUCACCAAGCAGGCAGAGUAUCAGUUCCGUCAGUAAUCCUGAAAAUGAUUCCAGUCAUGUCCGGAUUACUAUCCCCAUAAAGACACCUUCUCUGGAUCCAACCAACCAUAAGAGGAAAAAGAGGCAGUCCAUUAAAGCCGUGGUGGAAAAAAUCAUCCCAGAGAAAGCACUAGCUUCGGGAAUUGCUAUGAGCAGCGAAGUAGUUAGCAGGAUACUUUCCAACUCAGAGGGAAACAAGAAAGAGCCUCGAGUCCCAAAGUUGGGAAAGAUGAUAGAGAAUGAGCCCCCCUCAGUUGGCCUUGAAACAUGUGGGAAUACUGAGAAAACUGUCCCUGGAGGUGUGUCUAAGCAGAGGAAAGCACCCGUGGUCAUGACAUCACCAACACGCACAGAGCACUCUCCGUCAGGAAAGCUGCCUGAAAUCCAGCACCCCAAAUUUGCUGCAAAAAGGAGGUGUAGCAAAGCAAAACCUCCGGCUAUGCUUCGAGAGGCAGUCUUAGCUACGGCUGAGAAACUGUUGGUGGAGCCGCCAUCUGCUUACCCCAUUACCCCAUCCAGCCCUCUGUACACCAACACGGACAGUCUUACUGUGAUCACACCGGUCAAGAAGAAGCGGGGACGACCAAAGAAACAGCCUUUGCUCACAGUGGAGACAAUUCACGAAGGUACCUCCACUAGCCCAGUUAGUCCCAUCUGCAGAGAGUUUCCUGGCACCAAGAAACGAAAGAGGCGGCGCAAUCUGGCUAAGCUGGCCCAGUUGGUGCCAGGAGAGGACAAACCUAUGAGUGAGAUGAAGUUUCACAAAAAGGUUGGAAAGCUUGGUGUGUUGGAUAAGAAGACCAUCAAAACGAUCAAUAAGAUGAAGACCCUCAAGAGAAAAAAUAUUUUAAAUCAGAUCUUGUCCUGUUCCAGCAGCGUGGCCCUCAAGGCCAAAGCUCCCCCGGAGACCAGUCCUGGGGCAGCAUCAUCCAUUGAAAGCAAACUGGGCAAGCAGAUUAACGUCAGCAAGAGAGGAACCAUCUAUAUUGGCAAGAAGAGGGGCAGGAAGCCAAGAACAGAGUUGCCACCCCCAUCCGAAGAACCCAAAACAGCCAUCAAGCACCCCAGGCCUGUUUCCAGCCAGCCGGAUGUUCCAGCCGUGCCUUCCAACUUUCAGUCACUUGUGGCUUCUUCACCAGCAGCCAUACCCCCCCUUUCGACACCGUUAGGUGGGUCCAAUGGCAACCUGAGCCCCGCCAGCACUGAAACCAAUUUUUCAGAAUUGAAAACUAUGCCAAACCUCCAGCCCAUCAGUGCUCUUCCAACCAAAACCCAGAAGGGAAUCCACGGCGGGACCUGGAAGCUGUCUCCACCCAGGCUGAUGGCCAACUCUCCUUCGCACCUUUGCGAGAUCAGCUCGCUGAAGGAGAUAACGUUGUCCCCCGUGAGCGAGUCCCACAGUGAGGAGACCAUCCCGAGCGACAGUGGCAUCGGGACAGACAACAACAGCACCUCGGACCAAGCAGAGAAGAGUUCCGAAUCCCGACGGAGGUACUCUUUCGACUUCUGUGCCCUGGACAACCCGGAGGCCAUCCCCUCUGACACCAGCACAAAGAACAGGCACGGCCACCGGCAGAAGCAUCUCAUUGUGGACACGUUUCUGGCCCACGAAAGCCUCAAGAGGCCAAAGCACAAGAGGAAAAGGAAGAGCCUGCAGAACCGCGACGAUCUCCAGUUUCUGGCUGAGCUGGAAGAGCUCAUCACCAAAUUUCAAGUGUUCAGGAUCUCCCACCGGGGCUACACUUUUUACCAUGAGAACCCAUACCCCAGCAUCUUUAGGAUCAACUUUGAUCACUAUUACCCGGUGCCAUAUAUCCAGUAUGACCCAUUGCUCUAUCUUCGUAGGACUUCAGAUUUGAAGUCAAAGAAGAAGCGUGGUAGGCCUGCAAAAACCAAUGACACCAUGACAAAGGUGCCUUUUUUACAGGGGUUCAGCUACCCUAUUCCCAGUGGAAGUUACUAUGCACCCUAUGGAAUGCCUUACACAUCAAUGCCUAUGAUGAACCUUGGUUACUACGGUCAGUAUCCCGCUCCUCUGUACCUAUCGCACACACUUGGAGCAGCGUCCCCAUUCAUGAGGCCCACAGUGCCACCACCUCAGUUCCACACAAGUUCCCAUGUCAAGAUGUCUGGGGCAACUAAACAUAAAGCCAAGCAUGGAGUACACUUGCAGGGGACUGUAGGCAUGGGCCUCGGUGACAUACAGCCAUCCCUGAACCCUCCCAAGGUGGGCGGGGCCACGCUGUCCAGCAGUAGGCUCCACAAGAGGAAACACAAACACAAGCAUAAGCACAAGGAAGACCGAAUCCUAGGGACCCACGACAAUCUGAGUGGUCUCUUCGCAGGCAAAGCAACAGGCUUCUCCAGCCACCUCCUGAGCGAGCGGCUGAGCAGUGCAGACAAAGAGCUCCCGUUGGUGAGUGAGAAGACCAAGCAUAAGGAGAGACAGAAGCACCAGCAUGGUGACACCGGCCACAAGGUUUCCAAGAACAACUUUGAGGUGGACACCCUGUCAACACUGUCACUUUCUGAUGCCCAGCACUGGACACAGGCUAAGGACAAAGGGGACUUGAGCAGCGAGCCUGUGGACUCGUGUGCUAAACGGUACUCUGGUGGGGACAGUGGCAGCAGCACAAGAUCCGAGAGUCUGGAUGUGUUCAGUGAAAUGAAUCCUUCCGGUGACAAGUGGGACAGUGACGUCAGUGGGGGUAAGAGGCGGAGCUUUGAAGGCUUUGGGACAUACAGGGAAAAGGACAUCCAAGCCUUCAAGAUGAACCGCAAAGAGAGAAGUUCUUAUGAGUCCUCCAUGUCUCCAGGGAUGCCAAGUCCCCACUUAAGAGUGGACCAGACGGCAGCACACAGCAAGAGCGAGGGCUCAGUGUCCACCAUGAUGGCCAGGAAGAAGCCAACCACAGUGGACAGUGUUGCAAUUCCUUCAGGCCCGGUAUUAUCUCUCCUUGCUGCAUCUGCAGCGACGUCAGAUGCAGCCAGUUCCUCCCUGAAGAAGCGAUUCAAAAGGCGGGAGAUCGAAGCCAUCCAGUGCGAGGUGCGGAAGAUGUGCCACUACACCAAGCUUCUGUCCACCAAGAAGAAUCUGGACCACGUGAACAAGAUCCUGAAGGCCAAGCGGCUGCAGAGACAAUCAAAGACUGGCAACAACUUUGUCAAGAAGAGACGAGGCCGGCCUCGGAAGCAGCCCACCCAGUUCGAUGAGGACUCCAGAGACCAAAUGCCGGUGCUGGAAAAGUGCAUCGACCUACCCAGCAAGAGAGGCCAGAAGCCUAGCCUGAGCCCGCUUGCCCUGGAGCCGGCCGCCGCCGGCCAGGACGCGGUGAUGGCCACCAUCGAGGCUGUUAUCCACAUGGCGAGGGAGGCCCCGCCGCUGCCCCCGCCGCCGCCCCCACCUCUGCCGCCGCCCCCACCUCCACCCCCACCACCCCCACCGCUGCCCAAGACGGCGCGGGGCGGGAAGAGGAAACACAGACCGCCGCCCCCAGCGCAGCCCGCGCAGCCCCCGCCACAGCCCCUUCCCCAGGAAGAGGAGGUAAAGGCCAAGAGGCCAAGGAAGUCGCGAGCCAGCGAGAGCGAUGUCCUUCCCUAGGGCUGGCCUGGGCUGCUGCGGGAUCCUGGCAGGGACUGAUGCAGGGGAGCUCAGCAGCCAGGGUGGGGCCGAUGCCCCACCACAGGGACACCCCGCCCCUCUCUUCAGUGGGCAGGCAGAAUGGGCAGAGGGCGGGGUGGAGCCAUGAGAGCUCUUGGGGUAGCAGAGAGAGGGGACACCUCCCCCCCCCCCAAAAAAAAGCAGCUGUCUGUGCUGCACAACAUUUCCCACCCCAGAGCCACUCCGCGUGGCCGGAUCCUCACAGGCUGCAGAAAAGGGAGGAGGAGCGCAAAGCUGGUGCUCUCCGAUGGCCACCUGACCCCCGGCCCCCACCUCAUCCCAGGUGCGCCCUUGGUUCCGAUUUCAUUCGCUGGUCAGAAAAAUCAAGUGGGAAACACCCUCCAUUAGCAAACAUUCCAAGGGGGAGCAAAGCUGCAAAUUUACCAGCUGGCUUGUAAGCCACUCCCACGUAAUUGAUUUUUAUUUCUUUUGGUUCGCAAACUCAGCUAGGCUUUGGGGCACCAACAUCUUCUUCCAGUGACCCGAGAGAUGAAUCUUUCCGUUAACAACACAGUUGCUCAGAUGGAAUCUUGUGAUCAGAAGGUGGAAUUGGACUGAUAGACGACCUUAGAUCUGCGCGUGUUCCUGUCUUGUACACUGAUUUUGUAUUGUCUGUUCCUGCUUUUCCUUUGCGAUGUGUUUUCAUGUACUCCCGUUAACUAGCUGCCUUCUAUUUCGUGGUACACAUCUAAACAAUGUGAACUUUACCCGUGUUGUAAAGUGCACUCCUGGCACCCUGCCUCAAGGAACCAACUUUGAAUCCCAAUCAUUGUGAAACACACUCAAUAUUGAUACAAGUUUUUUUAAUAAGUGACUCGGAGCAGCCAAGGGAGAUGUUGACCCAAGUGUCAGCCAGGUUAUUUUUAUACUUAAAACAUAUCAGUGGAGAAUAGGCAGGAUAAAAUGGUUUUAAUACCCCACAGCAAGUGGAAUAACUGAUAUGUCACCAAAUAUCAAAAUCCCAUGUCCACCAGAAAGAAAACCGUCUAGCAAUGCCUUGGUACCUGAUUAUUUUCAUGCAAAGAGAUGUCAUAGGUUGUUGAAAAAGAAAGAAAGAAGGAAAGCAAGAAAGGAAAGAAAGAAAGAAAGAAAGAAAGAAAGAAAGAAAGAAAGAAAGAAAGAAAGAAAGACGUCCAUUAUCUCUUAAUAAUUAUUUCUUAAAAGUGAAGGGGAGUAAGUGUUCUUAUCUAAGAAAAAUAAAAAUUAAUGUAUUGAAAGGGUGUCACCACUUCAAUUGUAUCAAGCCACCUUGGACAAAGUAUCCAAAUUGUGGUUGCCUUAAUACACUAAAACAUUGCUGUACAUAAUGUAAUUAUAAAUCGAUCAGUCUGCAUGGAUGCAAACUGUGUGUGACAAAUCGUCUUUUAAAUGGUCAAUUUCAAUUGUACAUUUCUCAUCCAAGUUGUGCUCUAGUCACUGGUUUAGUGUGGACAGAUAUUCCGUCUAUCAUCCAUUUCCAACGCCUGAGUAAAACACGUGAGGACUCAGAAUGGAUGCCAUCUUAUCCCACUGCCCUAGAAGUUUUUAAAAGUCAAAUGUGGAAAUUUCAAAUAAGUACUUUUCAAUUUCCUCCUUUACUCCUCACCCUAGCUUCUUCAAGACAGCAAAUACCUGGCAUCAUAGCUUGUACAAAAAGAAACACAGAGAAUUUCGUUCUCUAAGGAGAAUUAGGAUAUCCAGUUUGCCUUCAAAUUAAGUUUCUUUACAGUAAGUUGGGACCAGCUAAGAAACUACAUUAGCACUUCAGAACACAGUUUCUCCUCCUCAGAGAGAUGGAUUUUUAUGGAGGGGAGGGGCAUAAGUGAACAAGUGGAUAAUACUGAAGGAAAUUUGAAAAUCCCAAGUUAAUAUGCUUGUAAAUAUCACUACUGUGUCAUGACACCAACCAUUGCUUGGAAUUACAGAGCCAUCCUAUUCUGUACUGUCGAAAUGGACUUCAUGUCAUCUGCAGCCUGCUCAGUCAGUCUCAUUUAAUCCUAGCAAUACGUAAGUUUAAAGGACUCCGCUUAUUUCCAGCUUUUAUCCUAAAUACUCAGUUUGUGACCUGGGUGGACCUACGGCAUUUCACAUCAGAAUCUGAACAGCAGAAUCUGAACAGUCAUUUUCAACCUGUCACUCCCGAGCCAUGUCUGAGCAGCUCCAAAGUCACGGGGGAAGGCAUAGAUCAGUCUCUUUCCCCCAACCAUUCCUCUGAAAGACCAGCCAUUCCCAUUCCAAUUAAGCCAUAAAGAAGGUUCUCUUCCUGUUGGACUUCGAAAACCAUUUUUUUCUUUCUUCCUUCAUUCAUUCUUGCUGUGAUGUUGUCCCCCAAACAAGUCUCUGGGCAAUCUAAACCUUCUUACAGAGGAGAGAGAGCCCAGAGAACACCCAGUAUUUAAUUGGCAUUAACCUGCCAUUGGUGAUUUAGUGCAAAAGAAGUUUGGGUUAGAAAUUCCAAACCAAUAAAAAGAUUCCAGGAGAUAUUCAGUGGACCUGCAACUUAACACAUGAAUUGAUCCUGGAGUUAAAUGUGAGUGAAAUGUAAAUCCCUGCUUGCACACUCUAAAAACUGUUUGGAAAACUAGAGGACCAAAGAGAGCCAUGGUAAACAGCAGGUGGAGGGUGGCAGUGAGCCCAUUCAUCUACACAGUGGCUCCCCAUACCCGGUGUCUCCCUCAUUGUCACAUACUUUUUUCUCUCGUCUUUCAUGAACCUAACUCAUCUCAUUGCUACGACUAUUUGUGUAUUCCCUAACUCCCCCCUUACCCUCUCCUUUGCUGCCCAGGCCCCUCCAUGAAGCCAAUUGAAUUUCCAUAUCUAGUUGGUUUUAGAGCCAAGAAGAGAACCCAGCUCUUGAUUUAAAGUAUGGAGGUUCUUAACCACACAGCACUGCCUUCUGGGGAUGCAUUUCUACCUUGAGAGGUGUCAUUUGGGAUCCUCAAGACUCCAUUUACAGAUCCAUAAAAUAUCUUGUAAUGAUCCCUUGCUUUUAAUUUCUCUUUUUCUUCUUUUCUUUUUAGAAUAUUCCUUCAGCAAGUAGGUAGGAAACCACUUACACUCUAAGGAGACCAAUUAGAAAUGAGAAGGUGAAACCUAGAUGCAUAAGCUCCUUGGGGGAGCUGAUCGGUCUUUAAUCCACCUUUCCAAGGGACUAGAAAGCCAUUUGCUUUUCGACCCCUCGUCUCAAAUGAGAGGAACAGAAGCUUAACUCUCUCCAAUAGCCCAGCUGUGGCUACCAGCCAAGGAAGAAAGGUCAGAAAAGGGAAAGCAUGGAGGGUUGCUCUGUGGCUCGGCAGGACCAGGACUCAGCAGUCACUGGCAGCCUAGUGAAGGUGACUAAGGGCUGACAGUAGAUUAGUGUUUUAACUUGACUGCUGUCUGCAGUGGGAGGCCAUGUUCAAUGGCAGUCAGAAUUUGUGUUCUGCACAUUGCUGUAUCUAUAAAUAUGAUAAGCAAGUGGUGACAGAAUUAUAGUAUAAGGUGAUAUAUUAUAAGCAGAUCAUAAAGGAUUUGGUAUUAGGACUUAAGUAGAAAAUCUUACUCCUGGCUUGUUACUCAACAAUAAUCAGAUAAUGAGCUUGUGGAGUGUAUUUUUCCCUAUCACUAGGAAGGUUGACCUGGGAACUGUCUAAAGUCUACACGGAUAUUUCCAAAGCCUUUAAAUGCCAACUGUAGCAUAGUGAGGGAGUGGCAGGAGCCAAAAUGCCUCAAAAGCCAUUUAAGUGUUAUGUCGCAGGAUUUUCAGUCCUACUCAUUAUGUAAAAGUACAUAAAUAUAGAUAUUUUUCUCAACGCUACCCUAUCAUAUCACAAUGGUCCAAAUGCCAGCGCUUACAGAUAAUGUCAUCACAGUGCCUAGAAACUCAAACUGUAACAUACCGUAGCAUCUUCUUGGUGUUUCUUCACGUUUCUUUCCACACAGCAAGGCUCCCUCUGCCUCGUGUUUCUAAGAGAGUUCACCCCACUAAGGAGCCUGUCUUCCCUGUUGGACUCAGUCACUUGGGGAACAGUCACAGAAGCACAUAUCAACCAAGGAAGAGACUUCCUGGAUAUCUGUCUCCCACUUGCCCAGGUAGAAUAAACACUAAAGAGGGAGAAAUUGGAGAGCUGCCAACUGGUCAACUUGGAAGGGUAGUUCUGCCCUGGAUUGGUAUCUUUCUUUUUCUUCCUUUUUUUUUUUUAAAAAAAAAAUCUAUUUCUUAAAUAAUAAUAAAUGCACAUGAUGUGUUAAAUAUGUACAUAUAUAUUUCAAAAAAAUGGGCACAAGAUUGUCUUACAAGUCCUUCUGGCUAAUUUUUAGUUUGUAUUCAUAAGUGGUUUUUAAAAGCCUUUUUUAAAGUGUAAUUUGCAUGUCCUACUUUGAUUGUAUGUAAACAUAUUUUAGAACAAAAAAAAUGUAUUUGUAUUUUAUUGAAUAUAGAGGCAAGAAAAAUUGUACAUUGUUUGAAAUGUUCUUUUUGUAACAGUUUUUAUUCAUAAAGCAUUUUUGUACAUUUCAAUGAACAUGGACUUGCUGUCAUUUGAGGCGUAGCGACAUCUGGCAUGCUUUACUGGCAUGCUCUCACAUGGUCUUAGAUGUUGGGUUUUAAACAUUUUUUUUCUAAAAGAAAGCUCGCUCGGUGUCUUCGCUACCAGAUCAGGUUAGCACAGUACAGAGCACUUAACUAUUAAAAAAAAAAAGUUGGUCCUAUUCAUAUGUUAUUCAUUGUGUGAAAUUAAAGACAUUCAAUUCUGUCUAA
Messenger RNA from Peromyscus californicus insignis, 10376 nucleotides. It is a transcript of the gene Setbp1, whose product is annotated as SET binding protein 1. The transcript is spliced from 6 exons. Lineage: Eukaryota; Metazoa; Chordata; Mammalia; Rodentia; Cricetidae. The record is from RefSeq and is a predicted model, not a curated record. Bases 842 to 5599 code for a protein of 1585 amino acids. Gene Ontology annotation, molecular function: DNA binding.